Messenger RNA from Daucus carota subsp. sativus, 931 nucleotides. Its product is annotated as GATA transcription factor 2-like. The transcript has 2 exons. The coding region runs from base 68 to 790 and encodes 240 amino acids. Gene Ontology annotation, cellular component: nucleus. NCBI's taxonomy places the organism in Eukaryota, Viridiplantae, Streptophyta, Magnoliopsida, Apiales, Apiaceae. The record is from RefSeq and is a predicted model, not a curated record. Gene Ontology annotation, molecular function: zinc ion binding; sequence-specific DNA binding. Gene Ontology annotation, biological process: regulation of DNA-templated transcription; cell differentiation.
AUUUGCCGACACAGAAAGAUGGUAUAUUAAGCACAGGCUCUCCCUCACUCCCCCUCUUGAGCUCACUAUGGCUUUCUGCCGGAAUGUUACACUUUCCGGUGGCUUGCCGUCGGAACAUCAACCAUAUCACGCUCCCGCUACUCUUGGCAGCUUAGAUGAUCUUUUCUCCGGCAAUACAACGGUGGAAGAAGAGGAUAUAAACUUGGAAUGGCUAUCAGUGUUUAUUGAAGACUGUUUAUCCACCCCCGGAAACUGCCUCCUGCCUCCUGCUUCAUCAACAUUACCACUUGACCCUGUCCCAGAACAACCAGCCACAGUAGAAGCAGCUUCAAUGCCAUUGAGGAGCCCCCCUGGAGCUUCAAGGGCAAGAAGCAAAAGAAGCAGAGUUCCAUGUAAAAAUCCCAGAAAAAGCAUGAGAUGGAGCCCUGACCCUCCUUUGCUCCACCAGGCUUAUUGGUUGGCUGACAGUGAACCCAUUUUCCCCAAAUAUCAGGAACAAAGCAUUGCAAAAGAGGGAAAUAUGGGCAGCAGUUUUCAGGGUCUAAAUGGGCAGCAGCCAAGGAGAUGUAGCCACUGUUUGUCACAGAAGACCCCACAAUGGAGGGCAGGACCAGCAGGGCCAAAAACACUGUGCAAUGCAUGUGGGGUGAGGUACAAGUCCGGCAGGUUGUUGCCUGAGUACAGGCCAGCAAAGAGUCCCACUUUUGUGAGCUACAAGCACUCCAAUUCUCACAAGAAAGUCUUGGAGAUGAGAAGUAUGUCAGUGCUUUCCUCCUUUAAUGGUGAUUAAUUUUCCAUCUGUUUUAUCUGUUUAAUCACCAUAAGAGUUGUUCUUAAGCCCCUUUUUGAGGUGUAUGAAUAAUAUGAUGUUUCCAGGGUCAAAGACAGUCAUGUAGUGUACUGGAUAUGUUAGUUCAUCUAGUUCUGGCUA